GACGCCCCUCAAAAGCUUCCAAGUUUAGCCUUCCCGGUCCAAUCUACCACCACCAUAAGGUUCAGCGGCCAGCGCGCAGGUGUAGAGUGAGCGGGCGCGCCGCAGUGCACGCCGGGAGUCGUUGUGGCGCGACGCGAAGAGGCGCGCUCUCUGCCCCGCCCCCCCACAGCUCUUCUCCGCGUUUCUCAGGAGCGACCCUCAUCCCCGGACGUGGGGCACAGACCUUCCCGGCUUGCAUCUCGCCCGGUCGGCCGGCCAAGAAAGUCAGCUCUCGGGACUAGAUGACUGAGGCCUAGCGGGGUCCAGAGAGCGAAGGUUGGACUAGAUGGCCUCCCUCCCUCGGGCUGGCCCCGCCCCCGCCCCCUGAGCUGCUGGGAGUUGUAGUUCAUGAGCCGUCUCGAGUUUCUCAGUCCUUGGUCCGCCUCCCGCAAUGCUCUACGCCUCAGGCCGCCUCUUAGCCGCCCGGGCGGCCACCACACUUUCCGCCCCGCCCAGAGCCCGGGGCCCGGCGCUCCGCGGCAAACGGAGGGAACUACAAAUCCCAUGGCACCUCGAGACGCCCUCUUAUGACCCCUUGACGGGGCAGCGGACAAGACCCGGCGUGCCUCCGGCCCGGAGGGUGAUCCUUAGGAAGGGGAGGAUGCCGCCGGCCAUAGGCGGUGGCCUAGCGGGCUCCGAGCUGCGUCCCCGUAGAGGCCGCUGUGUGCCGCAGGCUGCCAGAGCCGUGAGCCGAGACGUGGUCCCCCAGGCUGCAGCACGGAAACUUAAACGGCCUGCUUGGAGCUCGCGGCGCUUCCAGGCGGCAGGGUGGUGGGCCACGCUGGCUGUGGUGACGCUGCUGUCCUUUGCCACCCGCUUUCACCGGCUGGACCAGCCGGCUCACAUCUGUUGGGAUGAGACUCACUUUGGAAAAAUGGGAAGUUACUAUAUUAACCGCACCUUUUUCUUUGAUGUGCAUCCACCACUGGGAAAGAUGCUGAUCGGUCUUGCUGGCUACCUGAGCGGAUAUGAUGGUACCUUUCUGUUCCAGAAGCCUGGGGACAGAUACGAGCACCACAGCUACAUGGGAAUGAGAGGAUUCUGUGCUUUCCUGGGUUCCUGGCUGAUCCCCUUUGCCUACCUCACCGUACUGGAUCUGUCCAAGUCCUUCCCAGCAGCACUGCUCACCGCCGCCCUUCUCACCUUUGACACAGGAUGCCUCACUCUGUCCCAGUACAUCCUCCUUGACCCCAUCCUGAUGUUCUUCAUCAUGGCGGCCAUGCUGAGCAUGGUCAAGUACAACUCCUGUGCUAACAGGCCUUUCUCUGCCCCCUGGUGGUUCUGGCUCAGCCUGACUGGCAUUAGUCUCGCUGGUGCUUUAGGGGUCAAAUUUGUUGGCCUCUUUAUCAUCGUGCAAGUGGGGUUGAACACUAUUUCAGACCUCUGGCACCUGUUUGGAGACCUCAGCCUUUCACUGGUGACUGUGGGGAAGCACCUAACUGCUCGCAUCCUGUGCCUCAUAGUGCUGCCUUUGGUGCUCUAUGUGACCAUUUUUGCUGUUCAUGUCAUGGUGCUGAAUAAAAGUGGUCCUGGUGAUGGCUUCUUCAGUUCUGCCUUUCAAGCCCGGCUUUCAGGGAACAGCCUUCACAAUGCUUCUAUCCCUGAACACCUGGCGUAUGGCUCUGUAAUCACUGUGAAGAAUCUCCGGAUGGCCAUUGGCUACCUGCACUCUCAUAGGCACCUCUACCCUGAGGGCAUUGGUGCUCGCCAGCAGCAGGUUACCACCUAUUUGCAUAAGGACUACAACAACUUGUGGAUUAUCAAGAAGUAUAAUGCCAACACAGAUCCCCUAGACCCUUCAUUCCCAGUGGAGUUUGUCAGACAUGGAGACAUCAUACGACUAGAACACAAAGAAACUACUCGGAACCUGCACAGUCAUUAUCAUGAGGCUCCCCUGACCCGGAAGCACUAUCAGGUCACUGGCUAUGGCAUAAAUGGGACAGGGGACUCAAAUGACUUCUGGCGGAUUGAAGUUGUAAAUAGAAAAUUUGGGAACCGGAUCAAGGUACUGAGAAGUCGAUUUCGCCUCAUCCAUUUGGUCACAGGUUGUGUCCUGGGAUCGUCAGGAAAGAUUCUGCCUAAGUGGGGCUGGGAGCAGUUGGAAGUUACCUGUACUCCGUACCUAAAAGAAACCACUAACUCCAUUUGGAACAUAGAAGAACAUAUCAAUCCCAAACUGCCAAACAUCAGCCUGGAUGUGCUGCAGCCCAGUUUUCCUGAGAUCUUGCUGGAGUCUCACAUGGUCAUGAUCCGGGGAAAUAAUGGCCUCAAACCCAAGGACAAUGAGUUCACAUCCAAGCCCUGGCACUGGCCUAUCAAUUAUCAGGGCCUGCGUUUCUCAGGGGCCAAUGACACGGACUUCCGAGUCUAUCUGCUCGGCAACCCUGUGGUCUGGUGGCUGAAUCUGGUGAGCAUUGUCCUCUACCUCCUCUCGGGGAGCACCAUUGCUGUCGCUAUGCAGAGAGGGAUACAACUGCCUGCAGAGUUGCAAGGGCUGACCAAGGUGCUGCUGCGAGGAGGUGGCCAGCUGCUCCUGGGAUGGAUGCUCCAUUACUUCCCUUUCUUCCUGAUGGGCCGGAUCCUCUACUUCCACCACUACUUCCCAGCCAUGCUCUUUUCCAGCAUGUUGACAGGUAUCCUAUGGGAUACUCUCCUUCGGCUCUGUGCCUGGGGCUUGGCCCCUUCUCCCCUGGGUAGGAGGAUACAUUCGGUGGGAAUCCUGAGCCUGCUUCUGACAACUGCCUACAGCUUCUACCUCUUCCACCCUCUGGCUUAUGGGAUGGUUGGUCCCCUAGCCCAGGAACCUGAGAGUCCAAUGGCAGGACUGAGGUGGCUGGAAUCAUGGGACUUUUGAGGCCACUGCCAGGACCCCAGCCUGGAUCCGGGUUUUAUCCAGGGACACCCAGCUAUGAAGCCAGAUUCUGGACCCUUCCAGCUCCAAGGGAGCUGCCUGAGGAACCCAAAACAUUCUGCUGCCCCCAGGACCAAACUCUGGGAAAUAGUCCUGGACUUAACUAAAUACUAAAAAGAGCCACAGCCCUGUCUACAGCACCUGCACGGGGCACUUGACCUACAGCACUUCUCGGUGCCAGUUCCUGUGAAGCACAAGGAAAGCAGGCAUGCGUGUCAGAGGGUACAUAUGCCCAGUCCCUUUGGAGUGUGUAGACCAUGUAACUGUGGCAGCCAAGUGUCAUAAAUUCCAAGAAAUGGUCCAAGGUUAACAGGAUAUUCUCUGGUAUCUUUUCACAUUGGAUUUGGUUUCAUUUAGGUUUAUAAGAUCCAUAAGAAAAAUUUCUAAUCUUUAGGAGGGUUGAGAGUGCCGUCCCACCCCUCAUGGUGUUACAGAGGUACAACAGGUAGGACCAUUAAACCUUUGCUGCCCUUCUUCUCACAUACUUCCAGUGAGGCUAGCCAAUCACCCUGAGCUUCGGGGGGCUGGUCUUCUGCUACUGCCCACAGUGUCUUCUAUGGAUACAGUGCUGUCUGGAGUGUGUACAGUGCACUGGGUGCCAGAACAAGCUGGCAGAGAACUUGUCAGCCUAUGGUUGGCCUUCCUUAGGUUUUUGGUCCCUGUUCUGUGAACUGGGUGAGUGGAACACACACCUUGGCUAUGCACCCAGUGUCUGUUUCUCACUGUCCGUCCCCUUUUCUCUGCAUCUGCCUGGCUCUGAGGACCAAGCCCUGCUGGCUUACAGAGCCACUGAGUCAGAGCAAAGACCUGUGGGGCUAAGCAUCUACUGAGAUGCUGAGGUGGGUAAGGGGUGCUCAACCUGACGGGCUCGUGCUUGCGUUUCUUGCUUGGCAAUCCUGUCUUCACACUUCCAGCCCUCCCUGAUAAUGCCCUCUUUUGCUUUCUGGUCAUUUCCCUAACUUUAUGGCACCACCUUAUCAUGUCUUUUCCCCCAAAACCCAGAGCACCUGAACAUGCAUGACAGCUUUUACUGUCUACCACUUAAGCUCAGAGCUGUUCCUUCAAUUUCCUUGCCCAUAGGGAGUAAAAAUUUUGUCAGAACUAAAUCAACCCAAGUCCAGUCCUUUAGUCUGCAUCCUUCCUUUCAGUUCAAAACAAAAUAUUUAUUUGAUCCUAGAAGAUUUUGGUAUUUCAAGGCUUAAUGACGAAUUUGCCACAGUCCACCUUCCCUCUUAACGACUCUGACAGGGUCAGAGUUCUUUAAAGCAUCUUCAGGAGGUGGUUGCCACGGAGACUAGAAACUGGUCUCGGGGACAGGCUGUGCUACCUACAGAGUGGUGGAGAGGGAAGCUGCUGGGCUUUGCUUGGGCGUUCAGCUGAGCAUCAUUAAUGUUAAUAGAGGAAAUGUAGCCCUGUCAAGAGCAAAGCAGAGCAGCUAAUUAGAUCUGAGACCCACUGACCAUCCUCACCCGUGGCUACAGCCUUUUGACUCCCCUCCUGCCCCCACACCCCAGCAGGAAGUGCAGCUUGUGCACAAAGUCUCGGCUGCCUGCUUAAUUGCAUUGCUGGCAGGGACUGGGGAGCUCUGCUCUCAUUGCCCUCCCCAACCCUUGCCUGCAGGCCCAGGCAGGGCUGGUUUCUUCUGAGCCCGGUGGGGGCACCAUGUGGGUAGAUUCUCCUGGAGAGGGGAUAUAGGAAUCUGUGCUUGGCUUUUAACAAGGUAGCCCAUGGGACAUCUAACAGGUGGCUAAUUUUCUCUUAUGCCUUAUUUCUGGAGGCACUGUUAGAGGGAAGGAACCCUAGAGUAACCCAGAGGGCAGCCUUUAGAGCCAGAGUAGGUAGCAGAGUUUAGUGGGCUCCUACGUGUCCCUCCCUUUAAUGUCACACUGAGGGCAGAAGGGUCUCUUCUUAUUUCCAAGUAUGGGAAAAAGGUGCCGCACACAGUCCCUCUUCUUCCAUACCCAAGCUGGCAGAUACUUCUAUGGGAAAAAGGCCACCUGGUCACAUCACUAAGUGCGUGUUCUAUUUGGAAGAUGGAGGGGCAGUGGGCGCUAGGGUGCUGCUUUGCGUGUGGGCUGCAGCCCUUGGGAAUUGACAGAGAUGUGGUCCAUCUCAGCCGGCUGGUAAGAAGGAAGAUGUGCCAGGCAGCCUAACACAGCCAGGGUCUUAACCCACCACACUUUGUCUUUCUUUUUUUUUUAAACUUUCCAGAGAUAAUCAGAGAUCAUUACUUUUGUAAUAAAUAACUCUUGUUUUCAAUACUA
This is a messenger RNA of Mus caroli (Ryukyu mouse), 5214 nucleotides long. It is a transcript of the gene Pomt2, whose product is annotated as protein O-mannosyltransferase 2. Gene Ontology annotation, biological process: protein O-linked glycosylation. Gene Ontology annotation, cellular component: membrane. Gene Ontology annotation, molecular function: mannosyltransferase activity. NCBI's taxonomy places the organism in Eukaryota, Metazoa, Chordata, Mammalia, Rodentia, Muridae. The record is from RefSeq and is a predicted model, not a curated record.